Molecule: messenger RNA, 888 nt
Organism: Oryzias melastigma (Indian medaka)
Lineage: Eukaryota; Metazoa; Chordata; Actinopteri; Beloniformes; Adrianichthyidae
Gene: mettl26
Product: methyltransferase like 26
Exons: 6
Coding region: 142-762 (206 amino acids)
Source: RefSeq, a predicted model, not a curated record
GAACCCCGGAAGAAGUCGAUUUUCAGUGAAAACCCAAACAUUUGUGGCGUAGUUCGCGUGAUAGGACCUCGCCUGACCCACCUGGAGAGGUUCCGGAAACUGUUCGGCCCGUGCAGCCGCGCGUCUCCGUCCUUGGGCGCGAUGUUGAGUGCCCCUGCGGCAGACCGGAACAAGGAGCCCAUCCUGGAGGUGCUGCGGCAGAGCGUGCCCUCCGACAGACCGCUGCGCGCGCUGGAAAUCUCCUCCGGCACCGGACAGCACGUGACCCACUUCGCACGAGCCCUGCGGAACAUCACCUGGCAGCCCUCUGAGUACGAGCGCGAGUCCCUGAGCAGCAUCGAAGCCCACAGAGCUCACUACCAGCUGGACAAUGUGAAACCGGCCAUCUUCCUGGAUGCGUCUCUGCCACACCAGAGCUGGGGGGGCAUCCAGCUGGAGAGCCUGGAUCUGGUUCUCAACAUCAACAUGAUGCACAUCUCUCCCCUGGCAUGCACUGAGGGUUUGUUCAUAGGCGCUGCAGCCGUGCUGAAGCCGCAUGGUCUGCUGUUGACGUACGGGCCGUACGCAGUGAACGGGAAGAUCAGCCCCCAAAGCAACGUCGACUUUGACCGCAGUCUGCGGCACAGGAACCCAGAAUGGGGACUCCGGGACAUCUCACUGCUCAGCUCUUUGGCGCAGAACAACGGUUUGUUGCUGGAGAAGACGGUGGACAUGCCAGCAAACAACAAAUGUCUCCUGUUCAGGAAGGAGAGUGUGGUGUGAGCGUGUUUGGAGCUUCCUUGCUUGAUUUCCUCUAUCAGAUCACUCCGUGUGGUUCUCCCCCGUUGAAGAGGAAAGCUGCAGUUAUGUGACCUGUGUGUGCCAAUAAAAGACCUGAAGGUUACAACA